Stylonychia lemnae is the source of this 3786-nucleotide messenger RNA. The record is from the annotation of a GenBank genome assembly. NCBI's taxonomy places the organism in Eukaryota, Ciliophora, Spirotrichea, Sporadotrichida, Oxytrichidae.
AUGGACGAUAUUUAUAUUGCAAAAGUUGCUCUCACAUCUGACCUAAACCACAAAAUGCAGUAACACUAGCCUUAUUAAAGUACUAAGAUUACCCAAAAAAUGGAUAGUCAAAAGUAACUGUAAGGAGUAAACUCCCAGAAUCUAAACUAAUCAACAUGUAACUAUACUUAUCAUUUCCAAUACUAUAUCAUAGCCUAUAAUGCUUAAACUAGACUUCUUGAUACACAGGGAAACGAACUUAGUUACUCAUUAGGAUACUCAGAGUCAGAUUUAAAUACAACCUUAGGUGGGAUAGUUAAUCAAACUAGACUGCUUAAGCAAGAUUCUAGUUCCUCCCAGAAUCAGGCUGUUGUUGUUACAAGACCCAGAAAUCUUAGUUUUGGCAAUAAUGGAGCUAAAAACAGUAGGAGAUCUCAAUAUCUAAUGAAAAGGGGAACAAAUGAAAACAGUGUUGAACAUGAUGAUACGAGUGAGCCUGAGACCAAUCAUUAUUGGAGUAGAUCAAGACAUUAGUAGUAAUAGCAUCAACUUGGGACUUAAUAAAUUAAAUAUCCCUAACAGUAUAAAAGACCUGAAAAAGUAACACCAGAUGAUGAUAGAAUGGGAUCUGAAAACAUAUCAAGCGACGAGGGAGACGAAGUUAACCCUGUUGUGGCAACUAGUUCAUCGAGCAAGAAUCUUCAUCAAUAAUAAUAAGAGCUGAAAUAGAAAAGAGAUUAGUAUAGAAGCAAUGAGCCUCAUACCAACAGCAAUAAAAGUUUCUUGCUUAAAUCCUAAAAUCCAAUUGAUACAUUCAUGAACGAGGAAACAGUCCCAAAUACAAUCACAUAAAGAUAUGAGAAAUAGGCUGCAAUUGAUCAUAGUAAUUCAGCAAAGAAUAUUUUGAACUAGGCAUAGCACUAAAAGAGAUUGCAAAAUGAAAAUGAGCAAUCGACUUAGUAUCAAGCUGAAACAAAUGUUAAGCAAAUUCAUCAGUAAUACAAUGAUGAUUAUGAUGAAGAAGAAAUCUAAAGAUUUAAUAGAUCAAUCCUGCAAAAUUUUAAAGCUUAUGAGGAACCUCCAUCUUAGAGACUAAUGAAGACUGAUUAUAGCAACCAUUCACUUAAGCGAUUCUAAGAAGGUUAGUUAGGUUAAAGUUAAAAUUUAAACGUCAACAUCAUCAAUAAAAAUGCUGUUAAAAAUUUGGAUAACUAAAGUAGCAGUCUUGCAUCAAGUUAAUCCUAACAUAGCUUAAUGAUUGAAAGAGAAGUCUCGAAUUCAUCAAAGCAAAACUUGAAUAGCAAUCUUGAAAAUAUUUAUAACAAUUUACAACAAAGAAUAAUCUAAAAGGUCUUAGAUACCGAUAUUAAGAGUUCUGGGAACGCCCAUUCUAUUACAAGAAAAAAUAAUAACGAUCAUACACUCGACUACACUCAUGAUCAAUUGAACAUGAGCUAUUAUGGUUAAAAUGUUCUGAAGAACUUUUAAAGAGAAAAUAAAUAAACUGGUUAAGUAAAUAAAAGCUAUCUAGAUAAAAAGUUUGAAAACUUAUACAAUGAAAAUGCCAUCAAAUAGCAAAAGCUUAAGAGAAUCUAGGAAUUAAAAGAAAUGUAAAAAAUUUUCUAGGAGUAAUAGGAAUGUACUUUCUCGCCAAAGAUUUGCAGAAAUGAGCUCAUUAGUCCUAGAGGGGGAGUAGAUAGUUCUGAAAAAGCAAACUAGCAUGGUCAAUUGAAAAAGAUGAGAUCCCCUUAGAAGUUCUAUGAUGAUAUGCUGACUUUUAAGCAACAAAGAGACCUGAAGGUGAGUACUUUAAGAUAACUUGAGGAAUUUACCAUUAAAAGUGAAGCAUCAAUAAAAAGAGGCAAUCUUAUGAAUUAGAAAAGCAGGGCAGAGAUGUUUGAUAGAUUGCAUUAAGAGGAGCUUAAGAAGUUGAAGUUGAAUAAUCUCUCUCCAUAGUCAUAGGUUAAGCAGGAGAAUUCAUCUUCAAGAACAAGAGAGGAAAUCGUAAAUCACCUUUACACAGACUACUUUAUUAGAGACACUAAACUAAAAAGUUUAUAAAACUAGGUGUUCACUUAAGAACAUAAUUAACAUUAAGAAGCAAUCAACUUGGGAAGAUCAAAUCAGGUGCUUGCUAAUAAAAUCCAAUCAUAAGUCAAAUAAGCUUAUACUGAGAUGGAGUUAGAGCAGCAAGAUGAACUAUCCUUCUUUAAUUUGUUAGAAUUGAUGACUAAAUGCGGUUACAUUGAUUAAUUUGACGAGGAACUGAGAAAUCAACUGAAUUCAAUGUGGAUGAAUCUCAUUAAAGACUAGAGUUUAAACACAGAGGCAACAAUUACACAAAGAAAUCUGCUUAUAUUCUUAAUGGCUGUUGAUAAUAUAUUCUUGGACAGUAUGAAAUUGCAGCCAUAUGGUCCUCAAGAAAAGAGAUAGUUCGGCUACUUCUUAAAUGAAUACUAUUACGUUUAAAAUGAGCAAGAGGUUAAGAAAAUGCAUAUGCAUUACUAGAGACUUUAUCUAAACAGACAAAGAAGACUAGAAGAACUUAAAAGACAAUCCUCAAACCAACAAUUAAUUUCAAGUCCAUCCUAAAAGGAGUGUGUAUUUACCCCAAAUAUAAACCCUAAGUCAAAAUAAAUUGCAGAUGAAAGUAUAAUAAAAUUAGAACAAGCAAUCAGACAAGGAACCGGAGAUAAUUAGGUUAAGAUUAAAGUAGAAGAUUUACUCUUAAGCAAAGGUUAAGUGAUUUAGGAAAAAUUAAGAUAGCAAAGAUAAAUUCAUUAGCAGUAGCAAGAAGAUCAAUAUACCUUUAGUCCAUAGCUUUUAACUUCAAAAGCUAAUCAAAGCUAUUUGAGAUUGCAAUCUAAUUCUAACUCAGUAAGAAGGAAGAACUCAAGUGGUAACCCCACCUAAGGGGCUAAGUCAAGAAAUGUAUUUGACAAGCUAUAUGCUAAGGCUCUUACUCAAUAAAAGUAAAAAGUUUAAGAAAAGACUAGAUUUGAAGUUGUAGAGGAGUAAGAGUACGAGUAGUGUACCUUCAAGCCUAACCUCAAUAGAACUCAGAAGAUUAACUAGCAGGUAACCAGUAUCAUUAAGAAAUCAAGUUAGUUUUCACAGUAAAAGCAUAAGCUCCAAAACUAUAGAAAUAAUAUGAAUAGACUAACAACACAAAGAAGCUAGCCUAAAUUUGCCAAUUAAUACAAAUACAAUAAUACUUAUGAGGGUUAAGAAAAUAUUUCAAAUCUUUGCAUAACGAGCAAUCAAAACUAAGGCUCAUCAUUCGUCUAGUAUUUAUAGAAUGACAUAACCCCGCAGAGUAUGAAGAAUAAUCUGCUUGAUGAAAUAGCUGAGGUAACAGCUCACAACAGAAACUCAUUUGUCUAGCCAUUUAACGAGCAUAAUUUGAACUAUGAUUCAAGGUAGAAUUCAGAAAUUAAAAAUUAGCACUAAACCCCUAAAAAUGCAAAGGUUAAUAGAGUCUAAUUCUCUCUGAACAGUACUUAUAACACUGGUAUCUUUGAGACAGCUAAUAAAAUCUAAACACUUCAUACUAUUGAUGAAAAUGCCAAUCAAACUUAGGAAAAUCUUAGAUAUAAUCUUAGCAAUAAAAAUCUAGCAAAUCACUUGGAGGGGUCCAGGAGCAAGAAGAACUCUUAGUAUUUAAUACAUAGUAAUAACAAUAACAAUUUGAAUGAUACUUUGAACAGCAGUAAUUAUAAUGGAAAAUAAUAAUCUAAUUCGAAAUCUGACUUGACUACCAAGUAGGUAAAGUAAUACUUAAAGACUGUCAUUCAAAGUUCUCUGUGA